AUGUCAGUCAAUGGUAGCAUAAACAUCUACUGUGGGUCAAAGGUCAUACCUGGCAACAACACCUGUGAGGACAAGGGCAUUUCUGUCACAGCCUCACUGGUUUCCAUGACAGCGGGCAUCUGCUCCAACAGCCUCGCCCUCUUUAUCUUGGUCAAAUCCUACAAACGCAUUCGAGUCAAGACCAGGGCUUCCUUCCUGUUGUCUGCCAGCAGCCUGAUGGUCACAGACUUACUGGGUCACAUGAUCACUGGCUCACUGGUUCUUUAUGUCUACAGCUCUCACAAGAAGUGGGAAACAUUUGACCCUCACCACAUCCUGUGUAACCUGUUUGGGGCUUUCAUGGUGUUCUUUGGCCUCAGUCCCCUGUUCCUGGGAAGCGUCAUGGCGGUGGAGCGUUGUAUCGGGGUCACAAAGCCCAUCUUCCACUCCACGGCAAUAUCCUCUCACCACAUGAAAAGACUGGUGGGGCUCAGCUGGCUGCUGGCGGCCCUGGUAGCCCUCCUACCUGUCCUGCUGAAGAAGCCCUACGAGGUGCAGGACCCCCAGAGCUGGUGCUUCUACCACAUGGGGGAGCCCAAAGACUGGCUGGAUGAACUUCUGCCUGUGCUUUUCUCAGUGCUGGGGCUGAAAGCUCUGCUGGUUUCUAUUGUGUGUAAUACUCUGACCAGCUGUGCUUUGCUGCAGUCGAGACUGCAUCGCAAACAUCAGACCAGAGGCCCGUCUUACCACAUCGAGAUGAUCUGUCAGCUCCUGGCCAUCAUGCUGGUGUCCUGUAUCUGCUGGGGUCCAUUACUGAUCCAUCUCAUCAUACUCAGUACCACAGACAGAGAACCUGGAUCUCCAAACCUCCUAUUGGUUGUACGUAUAGCCACAUGGAACCAGAUCCUGGACCCCUGGGUCUACAUCUUGCUGAGGAAAGCAGUUCUGAGGAAAGUCUUCAUGUUGUCCUACAGCAGCUGGGGUCCCAAGUCUCAUAACCUGCACCAGUGGCAGACCAAUGUGCUUCUGAGCUCAGGGAAGACCAACCAAUCAGGAGCUGGACCCGACCACUGCUCCUUUAAUAAACUACCUCUAACAGACACUAUGAUCAAGUCCAUCACCUGA
Messenger RNA from Sphaeramia orbicularis (orbiculate cardinalfish), 1104 nucleotides. Its product is annotated as prostaglandin F2-alpha receptor-like. Gene Ontology annotation, cellular component: plasma membrane. The transcript is spliced from 2 exons. Gene Ontology annotation, molecular function: thromboxane receptor activity; prostaglandin F receptor activity. The coding region runs from base 1 to 1104 and encodes 367 amino acids. Lineage: Eukaryota; Metazoa; Chordata; Actinopteri; Kurtiformes; Apogonidae. The record is from RefSeq and is a predicted model, not a curated record. Gene Ontology annotation, biological process: positive regulation of cytosolic calcium ion concentration; inflammatory response; adenylate cyclase-activating G protein-coupled receptor signaling pathway.